AUGGUAGACAACCAACUCAACCCGGCGGAUUCACCUUCGGUCCCACAUGACGCCGGCCGCUCCAAUGAAGGCAGUAAGGGACACAAUGGGCUGCUGCCCGACCAACUCCAACGGCCUAGCGAAAUCAGCAAUCAAGAUGUGGACAUGGUUGACUCGUCGCAGGGUGCAACCUUAGAUCUCACGCCUAAUUCUACUUCUGCCUGGCAACAAACUGUGUCAGACCCAACCCCUUCCGCGUUAAAAGCAUCCGCAGAGCCUGUCUCAAAGGAGCCGCAGUAUCAUGAGCAGCCUUACCCUCCAUUUGCCCGGGGUAAUACGAUAGGAGACUCUGUCUCCGUUGAGGAGAGAGGCAGGAUAUGGCAGAACUACAAACCCGACAAGUACUUCUUGCCCAACGAUGCCAUUGAGCAAGAUCGUCUUGACUUUGCCCAUAAGUCGUAUUCCAUGAUCCUCAAUCUGAUGAAAGGGGCGGACGCCUACGCAGACCCUGAUGACGCUCUUUCUUUAGCGCCUAUCACCGGAGAUCCGCCCCGUGUGCUCGACAUUGGAACAGGAACAGGGAUUUGGGCUAUUGAGUACGCCAGGAGGCACCCCUUAUCUAAGGUCAUUGGUAGCGACCUAAGUCUCAUCCAACCAGACGUUUCGGCCGAAGUUCCUAACGUGUCCUUUGUACGAGAGGAUGUCGAGGACGAGUGGAUACACGACACGUCCUUUGACUUUAUUCAUCUGCGUCUGAUGUUCACGUGCUUCAUCAACCACAAAGAUGUUAUCCAAAAGGCAUUUGAUAACCUCAACCCUGGUGGUUGGAUCGAGUAUCAAGACUGCAGUUUCAAUAUUGAUUCCGACGACAACACUCAUCGCGGAACAGCGUUGCACCAAUGGGGACAUUUGGCAAUAGCUGGUGCCGCAGCCAAGGGCAGGGAUAUAGAAGCAGCUCGAAAGUACAAGCGCUACAUGGAGGAGAUAGGUUUCGUUGAUGUAGUGGAGAGACCCUUCAAGCUUUUUGGGAAUAGUUGGCCUCGAACCCAGCCGGAAAAGACAAUUGGGCGAUUCACCGAGGUAUCUGGCAAGGAAGUCAUCAGGUCUGUCUCGGCAAAGCUGCUGGGAGAGGGGCUGGGCAUUUCGGAAAACAAACUCCAAGAGAUCGUGGCCCAAUCUCAGAAGGAUGCUGUGAAUAGGAAAAUCCAUUUCUACUGGCCCGGUUACGUUGUGUAUGGGCGAAAGCCGGUUGACAAUAGGCCGGUCCCUCAUUCAGAGUAG
Messenger RNA from Neoarthrinium moseri, 1260 nucleotides. RefSeq lists its product as uncharacterized. The record is from RefSeq and is a predicted model, not a curated record. The transcript has 4 exons. Lineage: Eukaryota; Fungi; Ascomycota; Sordariomycetes; Amphisphaeriales; Apiosporaceae. Gene Ontology annotation, molecular function: methyltransferase activity. The coding region runs from base 1 to 1260 and encodes 419 amino acids.